CCUGCAGCAAUGCAAGAUGAUGCAGGGGGGGCAGUAAUCCUAAGGUUAACCCACUCCAGAGUGCUCUGUGCCAGGCAGCCCUGAUGGAUGUGCUGACUGGGUGAUGUCAUCAGUCCAACUCUGCUGCCUGACCCGUCACUACCACUAUUGUUCUGCUGUCUGUGUUAAGGCUCCAUUUAUAUUCAGCAUCAUCUGAGAUUCUUUCUCUCUAUCUCUCUAGUUAUCUCUCCUCUCACUCUUGUUUUCUCUCUCCCUUGAGAUGCCGUCUCUUUUCCUCUCAAUUUAUGUCAAACUGUUGAAUGAAGACCUCAUGAGACAUCAGUGUUUUUAGGCAGCAAGGCAGGCAGCCAGGCUUGCAGGCUGGUAAAGUAAGGAGAGUUCCAUAGAUCUACAGUGAAAUUCCUUGAUCGUCAUCCCUUAAAUCCAUUUCAGCUGUGGCUGCGGUCUCCUAAGACUUUAAUGCUUAAGAUAAUCAUACACUCCAGUGCCUGACAGCCAAACUGAUACAGUGUGAGAGGAUAAAUCUGUAUUCCUCUCUUGUCUUAACUUGCAGGGUACAUCAUUUGCUUGAGAAGAGCCAAAGUGUGUUCUUAGUGGAAAAUCUAUGUAGUACAGAGAUGAGUGGCCUUAAAAGUUCAAGUGAGUUGGUGUUAUUGGCAUGGUAUGGGUUGGACAGCCCAAACUUGUGAACCGUGAUGGGUGCGUGGGCCGUGGAUGGAUUUCAUGUCUGUGGCGGAUCGGACUAGGAGCCCCAGGUGAGUGGGGCAGCCAGGCUGCUCGAUGGGGCUGAAGAAUACAGUGUCCUGGUUCAAAAGGAUAUAUAGGCAGGGGAUGCUUGCCACUCUCCAGACUGGCUCCCGGUGAGGGCAUGAAGAGCUGCUUGAGAGGAGGCAAGAGAGCCAGGCUGUUACAUCUCAUACAGGGUAACACAGGCAAUAGAUUGGACAUUGAUCCAUUGUGUGGUUUGGUCAGAAUUGCAGAGUGCACUGUAGCCCCAGUAGCAAUGGAGGACAGUGACCAUGAGGCUCACUCAUCAUCAGAUGACCUGGACUCCGCCCCGCCAUCCCCUGGCCACACCAGGGACCACCACCAUGAGCCCGAACAGCACUCAAGCCAUUCCAUGGAUGAUUCUGAAGACUCUGAGUUGGAGAACAUCAUGCAACAAGACCCCCACCACAGCGGGGACCACCCUCACCCGCCUCUGGGCGGCUAUGAGCACAGCCCCGACCAUGAGCACUCCCACCCGGUGGACAGGGAGGUGGAGGGUGGCGACACACCCGGGACACCCACCUUUUUGCGGCCCCCCACGGCGGGUGGCAGAGCCCAGUCAGACAACCAGGGCGUAGGGAGGCUGCAGUUGGGUGAAUGUGGGAUGGUGGAUCACUAUGACAUGCAGUCUCCCCUCAGUCCCACCAGGCCCAAGAGCCCCUGGGGUCGCUUUGACCCCUACGACUUUCCAGAGGACCAAGACAAGGACUAUGUGGGCUUUGCCACACUGCCAAACCAGGUGCACCGUAAGUCUGUUAAGAAGGGCUUUGACUUCACCCUGAUGGUAGCAGGGGAGUCUGGUCUGGGCAAGUCCACCCUGGUCAACAGCCUCUUCCUCACAGACCUCUACAAGGACAGGAAGCUACUCAACGCUGAGGAGCGGAUCACUCAGACAGUGGAGAUCACUAAACACACAGUGGACAUUGAGGAGAAGGGCGUAAAGCUGAAGCUCACCAUUGUAGACACCCCUGGCUUUGGAGACGCUGUCAAUAACACUGAAUGCUGGAAGUCAGUGGCGGACUACAUCGACCAGCAGUUUGAGCAGUACUUCAGGGACGAGAGUGGACUGAACAGGAAGAACAUCCAAGAUAACAGAGUCCACUGCUGCCUCUACUUCAUCUCUCCCUUCGGACACGGUCUGAGGCCUCUGGAUGUGGAGUUUAUGAAGGCCCUUCAUGAGAAGGUCAACAUUGUGCCAAUCCUGGCCAAGGCAGAUACACUCACACCCACCGAGGUCAAGAAAAAGAAAUUCAAGAUCCGAGAGGAGAUCCAGCAGUAUGGGAUUAAGAUCUACCAGUUCCCAGACUGUGACUCUGAUGAGGAUGAGGACUUCAAACAGCAGGAUCAGGAGCUCAAGGACAGUAUACCGUUUGCGGUGAUCGGCAGCAACACGGUGGUGGAGGCCAAAGGGAAGAGGGUCCGUGGUCGUCUGUAUCCCUGGGGCAUCGUGGAAGUGGAGAACUCGGCGCACUGUGACUUUGUGAAGCUGAGGAACAUGUUGGUGAGGACACACAUGCAGGACCUGAAGGAUGUGACACGGGAGACCCACUAUGAGAACUACAGGGCUCACUGCAUCCAGAGCAUGACCCGCAUGGUGGUGAAGGAACGCAACCGCAAUAAACUGACCAGGGAGAGCGGCACAGACUUCCCCAUCCCUGUGAUACCAAGUACCACAGACACAGAGACGGAGAAGCUAAUCCGAGAGAAAGACGAAGAGUUGCGGCGAAUGCAAGAGAUGCUCACAAAGAUCCAGGAACAGAUGCACACGCAGAAGGAGGCCUAUUAACCAAGGCUACUACUAGAACCUCUUAACCUCUGUAAAUAUAGGCCCCUUUCCACUACUAGGGUGGGCACCACUAGUACCACUCUACUCUAGUCCACAAACCAUUGUCUAGUCCAGCUCAUCCAACCUCAACAGCCACCACUCUUCAUUUCGUCAAUAACCCUCACUAUCAGAGACUGAUCCAAGACCAGGCAUGAGGCAUUCAGACAGGAGGUAGCAUGGUGAGAAGUUUCUUCUUCCAACAACAUGGAAGCCUUGCGUCUCCACACAUGUUGUGGAAACUCUAACGGUAACAACGGGCACCCCUGUCCGGUGCCAUUGCUAGAGCACAACACCGGUCCGGACAGCACAGACCUAACCACCUGUUUGUCCUUACAAGGUUACGGCCGGGUCCUGCCUGCCUGCCUUCCACCCAUAGUUUAUAUGUGGUCUUGUCAAAAGAUAACUUUUUGCCUUCCAGUUUUGUCGCUAAUGUUCCUUGAUGUUUCUCCUUAGUGAACUCUAACCCCUGACAUUGGUUAAGGGGUAGACUGUAGAGCAUGUGUUGUCCUGUAUACUGAUAUAAUGUAAAUCUUUUUUUUUUUACUACAAUUACAUGAUUGCAUCUAUCACUUGUAAUUAUUUUAUUUGCAUUGCUACACAGAAUAGCAAGAAAUUCCUUGUUGUGGAAUGAAUGACAAAUGUUACUGAAGUACUGUUGUGUGUUUUUGGACAAAUGUAUGUUAAUAGGGCUAAUUCGUUUCCUUCACUUUUCCAGUUCCAGCAUUCUCAAACCUGGGUUGUUCGUUCUUGUAUUUAACUGAAAAAGGAAACCCACUACUUACAGUUCUGAUAUCUGUAAUGAUAGAUUAAGUUUUCUGGAAUAUUGUUGACUUGCAGCUCUCCAGGGUCGUGUUAACUUUUCGCAGUGAAAACCAAUGUGUGUUCUUAGACCGGGAUUCAAUCCGAUUAUAGACAUUGUGACUUUAAGGCAAUUUCAGAUUGAGCUGACAUGCACAUUUACGUGAUAGGAUCUCCGCAAAUGUGGGGAACAUUUCCUUUUUAAAACCCGAGAUCGGACUGAAUCACGGCCCGAAUGGACACGUUCAGGCAGUAACUCCCCGUAGAAUAUUUUUUUACUGAACAUUACCCAAAAGGAGAAAAGAGCAGGCUUGAGCUAAUUGUGGCAGCCAAGAGACGCUGGCCUGGCGACCAAGCAGACAGGACAAGGCCCUUAUUCUGCCGGAUGUCAGGGGUUAGAGAAUGACCGGAUCGCCUCGUAUGUUAUAGAAGUGUCUGACAUAGCAAGCCUUCAUUCAUGGGUUGAUUCAUUGAUAUACUCCUUAGACUUGAUGUUGAUUGUGGACAGUAAGUAUGCACCUACUCUUUUGAAGUACAUUAAGUAGAUAUGUUUGAGUGGAUGGUUUUAUUAUAGUAGUUAUAUUAUGCAGUCAAAGCAAGAAAUUAUGUAAUUAUCAUUUAGGUAUUUUCCACUCCCACGUUUCCCCACAAGAAUUUUGGCUUUAAACAAUUUUUGUUAUAAGAUGAAUAGUUGUGUAUUUAUUUUCCUCAGGUGCAAAUAUGAGGUCAUUCACAAGGAACAAGUCAUGAGAUAAAGAUACAUAUGUUUUGGAUUGUAUAAAUAUGCCAGAACAAUUAAGAAUAUUUCAAUGAGAAUAAAAUAUUUCAGAUUUGUA
Salvelinus fontinalis (brook trout) is the source of this 4227-nucleotide messenger RNA. Its product is annotated as septin-4. Gene Ontology annotation, molecular function: GTPase activity; molecular adaptor activity; GTP binding. The coding region runs from base 869 to 2554 and encodes 561 amino acids. The transcript is spliced from 13 exons. Gene Ontology annotation, cellular component: septin ring; cell division site; microtubule cytoskeleton. Gene Ontology annotation, biological process: cytoskeleton-dependent cytokinesis; regulation of exocytosis. The record is from RefSeq and is a predicted model, not a curated record. Lineage: Eukaryota; Metazoa; Chordata; Actinopteri; Salmoniformes; Salmonidae.